This is a messenger RNA of Closterium sp. NIES-65, 1167 nucleotides long. The record is from the annotation of a GenBank genome assembly. NCBI's taxonomy places the organism in Eukaryota, Viridiplantae, Streptophyta, Zygnematophyceae, Desmidiales, Closteriaceae.
AUGGCAUCUGGCCAAGAGAAGGAUAUGGCAAGGGAGGAAGGGCCCACUGCACCUAAUGAGGUGGUGAGCAAUGCUGCUGAGAUUGACCUCAAUCAAGAUGAGGCAAUGGCUGACAUUGAAUUGGAUGAUAUUGAGGACUUGGACCUGGACCUUGAAGCUGAGAACCAUGAUGAAGCUGAGCACCAUGGUGAAGCUGAGCACCAUGGUGAAGCUGAGAACCAUGGUGCCCCUGAUAACCUUGGGGAAGAGGAUAACACCUGUGGGAAGGAGGCCACUGGUGAUGAAAAUGACUUCACUGAGGGUGAAGGCACGACUUAUCCUAUCUCCGAGGAGAUUGUCCAACUCCAGGCUAAGUUUAACCAUCGCAAGACGGAGGUGCAGCCUUGGCUUGAUCUGGUGAAUGAAACCAUGAUCCUUGCGAAUGUGCGUCCUGAGGCUCGCGUCACUGCAGCCACUCGUGCAUUGGACGAGGUGGCCCGCAGGGCAGUGUAUGGCGCUAAGAAGCAGGCGCAUGGACCAUUUGGGUGGCCGGAGUUUUGCACCGCGCUGAAAGAGGCAUUCAUGGUCAAGAAGUCCGACCUGGAACUGCGCGGACGCCUUGAGCAUAUCAAGUGUCAUGACCGUCCGGUGCAGGAAUAUGCGGUCGAGUUGGAGGCCGCAGCACGCUCGCUCCAGAAGCCCUUGUCUGAGGAGGAGAUGAUGCACCUCUUUAUGAAAGGCCUCCCUAUCAACCUGCAAGAGGCACACAUGAUCGGCGACAUGACCAAUUGGACGACUUACAAGGAGCUGAAGGAGCAGGUGAUCAAAACUGACACUGUCAUUCGCACAUAUAUCCAUGGUCCUGCAAAGGCGGACCAGCAGCCCCGUGCUGAGGGCUCCGGUGGUCGUGGGAACUGGCCCCAGAACGCCAAUGGCGGAGGCAGUUCGAAUAAGCGACCUUUCCAGCAGCGUGAGCACCAGCCUGGACCGCAGGCCAAGAGGGCUAACGGGGGGGGAGGUCAUGGCCCUAACAAGCCGGACUUCUCCAAGAUGCGGUGUCGCGGCUGUGGAUUUAUUGGACACAUCCAAAAGCAGUGCCGUAACAAGAACCCAAUCAAGUACUCUGGGAAGCCGAAGCCAGGCGGCGCGGGACCUUCUGGAAAGAAGGAUUUUCAGAAGCCCAACUAG